This is a messenger RNA of Pundamilia nyererei, 1381 nucleotides long. It is a transcript of the gene fars2, whose product is annotated as phenylalanyl-tRNA synthetase 2, mitochondrial. The coding region runs from base 122 to 1378 and encodes 418 amino acids. Gene Ontology annotation, cellular component: cytoplasm; mitochondrion. The record is from RefSeq and is a predicted model, not a curated record. Gene Ontology annotation, biological process: phenylalanyl-tRNA aminoacylation. The transcript is spliced from 9 exons. Lineage: Eukaryota; Metazoa; Chordata; Actinopteri; Cichliformes; Cichlidae. Gene Ontology annotation, molecular function: ATP binding; phenylalanine-tRNA ligase activity; tRNA binding.
CCCAUUAAGUUCAACUUUGCAACAAGACACACCUGCGUGCACCUGCCUCCAUCACCUCCGCCUCCAUCACCUCCGCCAGACACUCACAGUGCAACACGUACAGCUUCAUGGAUUUGUCAUCAUGAUAUUCGCCCCGUCAGCCCUCCCUUAUCUUCAGCCUUGGCCCCGCCCUCUUCUUCGCCACCUCCUGUCAGAGUUCUGGCCUAAUGGCUGCGCAGCGUCAUGGAGACGGCUGAGCACGAAGGGCCACGCCCCUCAGUCUGUGAUUGGUCAGGACUGGGCGCAGGUGUUAGGCCAGUCAUACCCGCGUGAUGACUUCACCAACGUCACUCCAAAGAUCUUGGAAAAGGUGGGCCGCAACCUCCACAACCAAUCCCAUCAUCCUCUCUGGCUGAUCAAGGAGCGCAUCAAAGCUCACUUCUACAGCUCGUACAUCGGCCGUUCGGGAAACCCCCUCUUCUCCGUCCACGACAACCUGAGUCCUGUGGUGACCACGGAGCAGAACUUUGACAGCUUGUUGAUCCCGCCCGGACACCCCAGCAGGAAACGAGGAGACAACUAUUACCUGAACAGGACGACGAUGCUUCGCGCUCACACGUCCGCCCACCAGACGGACCUGGUGAGGUCGGGGCUGGACGCCUUCCUGCUGGCCGGAGACGUUUACAGGCGGGACGAGAUCGACGCCAGCCACUACCCCGUCUUCCACCAGAUGGAGGGAGUGCGACUCUUCUCCAACCGCCAGCUGUUCUCCCGGGUGCAGAACGGUGGCGAGCUGUCUCUGUUCGAGCUAGGAGGGCGGCGGUCUCCCGAGAAGCAGGAGACGCACACUCUGGAGGCGGUGAAGCUGGUGGAGUUCGACCUCAAACGCACUCUGACACAACUCGUCUCUUACCUGUUCGGAGCAGAUCUGGAGAUCAGGUGGGUCGACUGCUACUUCCCCUUCACUCACCCGUCCUUUGAGAUGGAGGUGCGUUUCCAGGGCGACUGGAUGGAGGUGCUGGGCUGUGGCGUGAUGGAGCAGGAGCUGCUGAACUCUGCGGGGGCGGGGGACAAGCUGGGCUGGGCGUUCGGUCUGGGCCUGGAGAGGCUGGCGAUGGUCCUCUACAGCAUCCCGGAUAUCCGGCUGUUCUGGAGUCAGGACGAGCGCUUCCUCAAACAGUUCAGAGUUCAGGACAUCCACCAACCCGUCUGCUUCCAGACGCUCAGUAAGUACCCACCUCUCCAUAACGACAUCUCCUUCUGGCUGCCGAACGGCAAAGAGAGCGAGGCAGGCAGAGAGAGCUUCACAGAGAACGACUUCUACGAGCUGGUGCGCUCCAUCGGAGGAGACCUGGUGGAGAAAGUGUCUCUCGUGGACAAUUUCACACACCCAAAGUAAGAA